CGGGAAGAGAAAAAGAGACAGAGGGAGAAGAGCCAGUAAAAGGAGAGAGAGACAGUGACAGAGGGAAAGAAAGCGAGGGAUGAAGUAUCCAUCUGUGUCAGUGAGUAACUCUCUGUUGGACAUGGAUGUAGCCAACUACAGUGAGGGACUGGACCCAACGUACAGCACCCUGGGCUUCGAUCAUGCUGACGUCCUCUAUGGUGGGGGAGACAGUAUGCCAGCGGAGCCGGGCCUGUCCCAGGCAGAUGUUGUGAACUCUAACUGUGCCAUAUGUGGAGACAAGGCUACAGGGAAACACUAUGGAGCUUCCAGCUGUGAUGGAUGUAAAGGCUUCUUCAGACGGUCCAUACGCAAGAACCACAUCUACUCCUGCAGGUUUAACCGUCAGUGUGUGGUGGACAAGGACAAGAGGAACCAGUGUCGGUUCUGCAGACUCCACAAGUGUUUCAGAGCUGGCAUGAAGAAAGAAGCGGUUCAGAAUGAGAGAGAUCGUAUCAGCUCCAGAAGAAACAUUCAGGACAAUCAGGAUCUCCCACCUAUCACUGUUCUGGCCCAGGCAGAGUCACUGUCUCAACAGAUCAGCGCAUCCAGUCCCAGGGGUGCAGUAGAUGUGUCGGAACAGAAGUCAGCUGGUGUGGGGGAUGUCUGUGACUCCAUGAGACAACAGCUGCUAGUGCUGGUGGAAUGGGCCAAAUACAUCCCUGCCUUCGGUGAGCUGCCCUUGGAUGACCAGUCUCUGCUCAGGGCUCAUGCAGGGUAACACCUUCCUACUGGUUCGGCCAAGAGGUCAAUGCCUUAUAAGGACUUCCUGCUUCUUGGUAAUGGGUGUGUGAUCCAUGGUAGCAGUGCAGAGGCAGAGAUCGGUCGUGUCGCUAACCGUAUUCUAAGUGAGCUGGUCCUGCCCUUCCAGAACAUCCAGAUAGAUGACCAUGAGUAUGCUGCUCUCAAGGCACUCGUCUUCUUUGACCCUGAUGCCAAGUCUCUGCGUGAUCCGUCUAAGAUCAAGGCGAUGCGUCUGCAGGUCCAGAUGAGUCUAGAGGACUAUAUUAACGACCGUCAGUAUGACUCBAGAGGGAGGUUUGGAGAGCUGCUGCUACUGCUGCCUACUCUACAGUCCAUCACCUGGCAGAUGAUAGAACAACUGCAGUUUGUUAAACUCUGUGGCCUGGCCAAGAUAGACAACCUACUGCAGGAGAUGCUGCUGGGAGGUCUGGCGGCAGAGCCCGCCCACCUGCACCACCCAGGCCACACCCAGUUAGCCCAGGACCCUCUGACUGGACACACACUGGUCAUCAGCACUAUGCCUGCUACACACACUACUCAGAUAGGUAAAAUACACACCUACACACACUGCAUGAGGUGUUCCUCAGAAUAG
Messenger RNA from Salvelinus sp. IW2-2015, 1375 nucleotides. RefSeq names its product hepatocyte nuclear factor 4, gamma (gene hnf4g). NCBI's taxonomy places the organism in Eukaryota, Metazoa, Chordata, Actinopteri, Salmoniformes, Salmonidae. Gene Ontology annotation, cellular component: nucleus. The record is from RefSeq and is a predicted model, not a curated record. Gene Ontology annotation, molecular function: zinc ion binding; nuclear receptor activity; nuclear steroid receptor activity. Gene Ontology annotation, biological process: positive regulation of transcription by RNA polymerase II; anatomical structure development; cell differentiation.